Uloborus diversus is the source of this 3552-nucleotide messenger RNA. RefSeq names its product proton channel OtopLc-like. Gene Ontology annotation, cellular component: membrane. Gene Ontology annotation, molecular function: proton channel activity. The transcript has 7 exons. Gene Ontology annotation, biological process: proton transmembrane transport. The record is from RefSeq and is a predicted model, not a curated record. NCBI's taxonomy places the organism in Eukaryota, Metazoa, Arthropoda, Arachnida, Araneae, Uloboridae. The coding region runs from base 236 to 2188 and encodes 650 amino acids.
AGGAGAAGCGCUUGUUAGAAGGCGCUUUAUUCAGCGGUCACAAGGGGGCAAAAAUUGACUUUCAUGGGUGAAUAUUUUUUUCCCCUAUCUGUUUCGUGUUUCACGGGGUUCUGAGACACCCGCCACACCCUUAUGUUACAGAUGGAACUUUAUGAUUUAGUGUACUUGCGAGCGUAACAGUUUGUUGGAUAAUUGCGUUAAUUUCGAAACUAUUUGCAGAAACAACUGAAACGCCAUGGACAGUCCUACCAACGAAGUCCCCCACAACAACGUUAAGCUCCUUGCAUACCAAAAGUCGCCUGUGAAGGAAGGUGCUCCUUUAGCCACCGUAGAAGAGCCACCUCCUACGCCUCCUCCUCCAUUGCCGCCCCCUCCAUUGUCAUUAAGCCCUCCACCAAGACCCACUGAAACUCAUCCCCUCACGAACACCAUACCGGAGGACGGAUCCCACGAUGAUCCAAGUGAAAAUGCAACACUCAACACUAGAUGCACUGAUGAUACAUCUUUAGUUAAAGACAGUUCAAGGCCUAAACCGGUACGUGGCACUACCCACUUACUAAGCAGCCUCUACGCAAAGCUUCUAGUUGCAGCCACUGCUGUUCUAGUCACCACAGAAAUACUACCCAAUAGUGUGCCAUUAUUCUUCUAUCAUGGAUAUUUAUUUACAUUCCUAAUCGGAGUCGCUAUUCUAUGUAUACUUUGCAUUUACAUGAGCCUUAUUCUUCAAAAAUGUCCCGGGCUAGACGAAUUAGAAGAACUGGACCAAGACAAUCCGGAAACAGAAUCCGUUUUACGACGAAAAGCGUAUCCCAUUCCAGAAAUCAGCAUAUUUUUCAGAGUUGGAGCUCUCGUAUUUGGAUUGGGAACUCUCAUUGCUAUUGGACUAGAAAUAGCAACACUAUUUACGAUGGAGAAACCAUGUGUGGAUAAACUUAACUUCGUACAGCCCAUCAUACUUGCUCUCUUCACUUUUAUGCAAAUGCACUUCUUAUCACUAAACUCUCAGAAAGCAAUCCAGAAUCUUGGAUGGUGUCGUCACAUAGUGCUUAUGCACCUGAUGGCUACUAAUAUUGCAGUAUGGCUGCGUCUGAUUGUUUGGGAAACAGCAAAGAGUUGGCUCGAUGAUAGCCAUGCUAACCUAAAUGCUUCUGAUCGUUUCCCUCCAGAGGGUUUUAACAUGUCUGCUCAUGCUGUGUACUCUGAUGGCAGGCAUGAAGUUUAUGUGUCUCCUAAUUGUAUAUGGCUUGAACAUGAAGAUAAAAUGGAAGAUAUUCUUUCGCUCAGGCAGUGUUAUCAAAAUACUACAAUUGGUAUCAUUUGGGACAAAGCACAACCUUUCAUUAUACCAUUCAUAGUGCAGUACUGUUUAGUUGGCGCAUCAGUAAACUAUAUUUUAUGGGAAAGUUUCAGCAACUGCCGAAGAAGAAUUACCAGAAGGGCAAACUCGUGGUCACCAAAAAGGGAAGGAUUGGAAAUACGUGUUGUCACUGAGAAGCAUUCUCGUAAAGUUGACUGCAAGGGAUCAAGUAAAGGCCUAUUUUUGGGUUUAUUGGUGUUGGCUGUAGGCAUUGUUGUCCUCAUUCUGUUCUUUGUUCUAACGAAUAAUCAGAAUCUCAAAGAAGAAACCUUAUUUAUAAUGAUAACAGUUCAUUGCGCCAUUUUGGGUCUCUCCCUCUUAGGCAUACUCUUGGGUUUGUGUCGCGUUGGGUGCAUGUGCACGGAUUAUAGUCGACGCCAAAACCUUCAUAGAGUUCUUCAGAAUAUUGGUGUUUUUGCUGUUUAUAUACACGGUACCUGCUCUUUAGUUGUAGGUUCAACUCACCUCUUGAAUCCCAGGUACUUGGUGGUAUUUAUUGAUGGAGGUUUAAUGAUAAUUCAGUCUCUAGCGCAGUCCAUUCUUUUUCAUAAAGUCGGUCAGAAAUGCUGCUCAGCAAAAUGCAAACAUGAAAGUUCACGUCCUGGUAGACAAAUUGUCACUUUCCUUGCAUUUACUAAUAUAGUGUUAUGGAUUACGGAAUCGUUUACAGACCAUAAUCACGUCUCAAGCCAACUUCAGCUUCAAUUCUUCGGGCUUAUUCCUUGGGGUCUGAUAUCUAGACUGCUACUGCCUGUUGUCAUGUUUUACAGAUUCCAUUCAUCUGUUUUUAUGAUGGAAGCAUGGAAGUCUGGUUAUAGCAUGGAUAACUAAGAUCAUGUCUUAUGCAUUUAUAAGCAUUCCCGCUUUUAUAAAGACUGAAUCUUGUUUAAUCUUGUUAAAUAUUUUAUUCUUAAAAUAACUAAAAUAGAUUUUGCAUUAAAAAAUUGCGCCAGGUUCUAUUGGUUUUGUUGCUAGAGAUGUUUUAUUUCGAAAGACAUUAAUAAGUACAUAUUUGUUUUCAAAAAGUGUAUUACUUUAUCAGAAGUAAAAAUAAAUUAAUUACUUCAUUGAAAUUUUCAUAUAAUGCUAAGAGAAUGUUUUGAAUCUUUCACAUCUCAGCCUAAAUACCAAAGAAUGAGCAUUUAUGUAUCAGAAUGGGAUUUUUUUUAAUUUUAUAAAACAUCUAAGUAUAUUUCAUUUAAUUUGAAGCAUUUCUUGCCUUUAUUUUUCGUUUUAGAGUAUUUAUCAUUGAAGAAAAAACAAACUUUUUCAUUCACAAUAAACAAAUUGUCACACAUGAAAAUAUGAAUUGAAAAGUUUUAUUCAUCUUUUUCACAAAACAUCACCAGAAAAGUGUACAACUUUACCGAACUUUCGCAGCUCAUUACUGUCAUUAAAAGCUUUCUCAUUGUAGCAUUUAUUCACAUUUUCUAAUAGUACUUGGUGUUGCACUUGAAACUAAACGAUACUGCCAAUCUAAAAUUAGUGACUAGAAUAUGAAGUUCUCAUACCAUGCAUCAGCAAAACAUUUUGCAACAGCAACUUUUGGUAGACGUGAUAUUAGUGACACUCUUUUGCAGUUCACUAUGCAAGAAAUUAGAAUUAUUAAUUGCUAAAGUCAAAAUUUUGACCAAGCAGUGUGCACAAUUACGUAGCAAGUGCAAUAGUACCUUUUUCUGUUAAGAAGAUCUCAAAAUGUGAUUUUUAUAAUUUUCUUAAAUAUCACAAGAGAUAAAUCUUCAAUGACUGUUUGACUAAGUUUUCCCAAAGAACUUAACAGAAUGAGAAAAUAUCAACUAAGAAGCAUACAGAUAUUAUAAAUCGGAAAACCAGAAGACUUCUUAUGUGAAAGAUAACCUAUCAGCCAAACAAAAAAGGUUAUAUUUUCUCUUAACACGAAAUUGAAUAAUUGAAUAGUAUUUCAACACUGAACCUUAAUUUUACAUACAUUUUAGCCUUUUAACCGAAACUUUUUUGAUAUCAAAUUUUUAUAAAAGGAAGACGUGUAUAUUUAAUGUUAACUGGAAAAUAGCAUCAUUUUAAUUUGUUUCAUACAUAUGCAUAAAGCGAAGCUUUAGUGUAUUUUUAGUUUUUGACUGUAAAUAUAUGAAUCUCAUGUACUUUCCAUUUCUGUUCUUAUUUCUGUAAAUUCAUCGUAGUGCACUGCAAAGUUUAUUAAAGGCUUUCAUAUGAAA